GGAUUGGCAUGCCAGUCGUCACUCCAUUGUGCCUCGCUGCACGGUCAAAGCUCGGCUACCUAGUUCGUGGGAUGUCGACCACGUCUGCCGCCGCAACCAAGCUGAUUCGAUUCCUCGAUGCGUACGGGAACGAGCGUAUUGGCCAAGCCCCGGCCCCAGGCACGUACCAGUCGCAGCUCAUCACGGGCAAGGACGUGUUUGGGUCCAAAGCGCUGACGUCCCAGUUUGCCGAGGUCCGACGCGUGCUCGCGCCGUUCGUGCCAACUCAGAUCAUCGGUAUUGGUCUGAACUACCGCAACCAUGCCAAGGAAACCAACAUGCCGAUUCCAAACUACCCUGUCGUGUUUUACAAGAACAUCAAUUCGGUGGCCGACCCUGAAACCUCGAUUGUCCUCCCCAGGCGCGAAGGCUCCCAUGUCGACUACGAAUGCGAGCUCGCGGUCGUGCUGAAAGCUCCGUGCAAGGAUGUGUCCGUGCAGGACGCGCUCAAAUUCGUCGCGGGCUACACGUGCGCCAACGACGUUUCUGCGCGUCGGUGGCAAGGCAACGCGAUGGGAGGAGGACAGUGGUGUCGCGCCAAGUCGUUCGAUACGUUCUGUCCGCUCGGGCCGGUGCUCGUGACCCCUGAAGGCAUCCCCGAUCCGCAGAACCUCACGAUUGAAACCAUCCUCAACGACGUCGUCGUCCAGCGCUCCAACACAAAAGACAUGGUAUUUUCCGUGGCCGAGCUCAUCAGCCAGCUGUCUCAAGACACGACGCUUCCGGCCGGGACGGUCAUCCUGACCGGCACCCCCGAAGGCGUGGGGUUUACGCGAAAACCUCCGCUCUACCUCAAGCCCGGCGACAAGGUCGAAAUCCGCAUCCAGCACAUCGGGUCGCUCUUGAACUACGUGAUUGGGGCGUCGUCGCUCUAAGAGCUGUAACUUGCUCCGUUUUCACAUCCUC
Molecule: messenger RNA, 945 nt
Organism: Aphanomyces invadans
Lineage: Eukaryota; Oomycota; Saprolegniomycetes; Saprolegniales; Verrucalvaceae
Exons: 2
Coding region: 9-914 (301 amino acids)
Molecular function (GO): acetylpyruvate hydrolase activity
Source: RefSeq, a predicted model, not a curated record